UGCUCCCCACUCAACUUAUUGGUUGGCAUCGAUGGUGCUACCCCAGUUAUACGCAGCCUGGUUAGAGACGUAGCGCUUCAAGGGUCACGACCGAAUAGGGAGGCUUUGCGUGAAAUGACAAGGCAGCGUGCCUCAGAGCGUUUGGUUCAAAAUAAAACAAACCAGGACGACUCUGUAAAUAAAGGACGCACUCAGCCAAGACACUUUGAGAUUAAUUCACUUGUGUUUGUAGUGAAGAACGCGCAGAUGACUGGGAAACUUGAUUCCGGUAUGCGCGGGCCUUAUCGAGUUGUGAAGGCUCUUCCCCACGGGCGGUAUGAGCUUAAGUUGGUGACUGGCUCAUACGGCAAGACCACCCAAGCGGCUGCCGAGUACAUGAAGCUCUGGAGAGGCGAGUGGACUCCUGAAGUGUGUGCUGCAUACUUUGAGGACGCAGACCAUGAAGCUGACGAGCCCACUAACCCAGAGGCUUCAGCUGAGAGUCCGAUGGAGUCACAGCCAAGCACAUCAAGGAGGGCUGACAAUGGAGCAGACGAGUCCACUCAUCCGGAGGCCUCAGCUGGGAGCCUAUUGGAGUCCCAGCCAAGUACCACAAGGAAGGCCGAGGACGACCUUCUGUCAGGAGCGGCCGUGUUGGGGAAUUGAGCCUGCGGAGUCACGUGGUCAGAGGCUGGCCACCCGGUCUACGUCAUCGCUGACGCGCCGGGCGGGGGGAGUCGCCUCACGGUGGCGCGCGGGCAGCUCCUUCACUUUUCCCUGGCGCUUGAGCGGAGCGGUCGUGUCAACCAUUCGUUAGGACUAGGUUAUUUUCGGUUACCCGUAGAAUUUGUUAAAUUGUGGUUAUCUUGUGAAUUUAAUCUUUAGUUCGGUUUUCUGAUAAUCAUUGUAGCUUAGUUGAGUUUACUUUAGGUUUAGGCUAGUUUUAGUGUUAAUUAUCGUGUAAUUAAGUGAUUUUUGAGGUCUGUAAAAAGUGAAUAAAGUGUAAGGUUGAUUUUCUUGUUUAGUAAUUGUUUUUUUUUAAGUAAAUUUGGCCCAUUUUCCUAAA
Messenger RNA from Plutella xylostella (diamondback moth), 1045 nucleotides. The record is from RefSeq and is a predicted model, not a curated record. NCBI's taxonomy places the organism in Eukaryota, Metazoa, Arthropoda, Insecta, Lepidoptera, Plutellidae.